CCGUCUCAGCCUUGCUGCAUAUUGACAAGGCACAGCCUCAAACUCGCCCACCAUGCCGCCCAAAAUGGACCCCAACGAGAUCAAAAUCAUCUACCUGAGAGCAACAGGUGGUGAAGUCGGUGCCUCAUCUGCACUGGCGCCCAAGAUCGGUCCCCUCGGUCUGGCACCCAAGAAAGUCGGUGAAGAUAUCGCGAAAGCGACGGGCGACUGGAAAGGACUGCGAGUGACCGUUCAGCUCACCAUUCAGAAUCGUCAAGCGGCCGUCUCUGUCGUUCCGUCUGCUUCUUCUCUCGUCAUCCGAGCUCUCAAGGAGCCACCUCGUGACCGCAAGAAGGAAAAGAACAUCAAGCACAGCGGUAACAUUGCAUUCGAGGAGAUCGUAGAGAUUGCAAGGAAGAUGCGCCACAAGUCUCUCGGCAACAACUUGGCCUCAACAGUCAAGGAGAUCCUCGGUACUGCUCAAUCUGUCGGCUGCACCAUCGACGGCAAACCACCGCAUGAUGUGAUUGACGAGGUCAACUCGGGAGAGAGGGAAGUACCGGACGAGUGAUGUCGCUCUCUGCAUUGCAUGUUGCAUUUCUCGCGGAAGAC
Messenger RNA from Mixia osmundae IAM 14324, 591 nucleotides. RefSeq lists its product as uncharacterized. The record is from RefSeq and is a predicted model, not a curated record. NCBI's taxonomy places the organism in Eukaryota, Fungi, Basidiomycota, Mixiomycetes, Mixiales, Mixiaceae. Gene Ontology annotation, cellular component: ribosome; cytosolic large ribosomal subunit. Gene Ontology annotation, biological process: translation. Gene Ontology annotation, molecular function: large ribosomal subunit rRNA binding; structural constituent of ribosome. The transcript is spliced from 4 exons. The coding region runs from base 53 to 550 and encodes 165 amino acids.